Rotaria sp. Silwood1 is the source of this 718-nucleotide messenger RNA. The record is from the annotation of a GenBank genome assembly. NCBI's taxonomy places the organism in Eukaryota, Metazoa, Rotifera, Eurotatoria, Philodinida, Philodinidae.
CUCAACCAUAUUUAAUAUUAUUUAUAGAUUCUAUAUUAAUUUAUUUUUAUGCAAUACAAAUUAAUCUUUAUUUAUAAUGUCAAUUUUCAUAUGAUUCUUCUUUUAUCAUAUUUAUAUUAAAAAUAAUUUUUGAAAAAUAUUUCAACAAAAAGAAAGUCAUUUAUUAAUUGAAAUUUAAUUAAAAUUUUUCUUUGUUGUUCAAGAAAAAAAAAACAAUAGAUUAUCCAACAUGAAUCAAAUAUCUAUUACUUAAUGGAACAUAUAAAAUAAUAUCUGGUUGUACAUUAUAGAAAACUAUUUGAUUAAUUUUCGAAUAUCUUUAUCAAUGACAUUAUUUUAUCAUAGCAAAUAAACAACAAAAAUCAAUUAUUAGAAUUAUAUUGAAAUUUAUUUAAACCAAAUAAUCAAUCGUUUUCUUAUAUCAUUUUAUGAUCUUGACUAUCUUUUUUAUUUAAAAGACAACUUAUAUAUAUAUAGAUAAGAUUUUUAUCGAUAGGAUUUACAUCAAAUAGUUAAAUUACUAUGGCGUUUACUAAUAUUUUAUUUCUCUAUUCAAAUAUGAAUAUAAUUUGGAGAAUAACAUUGUCAAUAUAUAAAUAAAUUAUAGAAUAGUUUAAACAAUUAUUCUUUAUUAUUAUUUUCUAUUGAUUUAUUAGAACAUUUAGAUAAACUAAUUGAUUAUGUUGAACAUAUAUCAUUUAUUGUUAUUGAUGAUUAA